CUUCGCUUCUUCGGAAAUAAAAAAAAAUCUACUUGUAGUGCGUGUGCGUGGUCGUCGUUACUUGGCGCGCAUCCAUCCAGCUUCCAGCCGUCCUGGAGACCUGGAGUAGCCGCGCCAUAGCCCGGCCGGCCGGUAUCACUUGUCUCAUGCAGCACAAUUCGCCGUACGGGCCGGGGAUCCAUGGCAAGGGAGAUCAGGACGACGACGUGAAUUGAAGGGCGAUGAUGGCCUCGCCGCACAUGAUGUUGUUGUUAUUCAUCACAUCAGCUCUACUAGCAGCAGCCGUGCGGCCAGCAACGAGCUGGUCGCCGCCGCCGCCGUCCGGCACCUCGCCGGAGCCCGUACUGACAUUCUGCUCUGGGCAGCCUCCUGACUCCAACUCCUCCUCCUCCUCCCCGGCUGUCGACGCCGUGUUCCGCGAGGACGAGUACACGGCGACCGUCGUGUUCAACGCGACCCGCCACGCGCCGCUGCCGUACCGGCGCGGCAAGGCGGCGGUGAGGCGCCUCCUCGCCGCCGCCGCGAGCGGCACGACGAGCAGCCACAUGUGCCUCGGCGCCGGCGCGAGCAGGGCCGCCGCUGACGCCGGCACCGGCCUGAUGAUGUACGGGCUGACGCGGUGCGCCGCCGGGACGCCGUGCGACCACUGCCGCCGCUGCCUUCGCGGCGCGAUCGCGGCGGUCGAGAUGGGGUACAACGGCAGCGCCGGGAUGCAGGUCCUGCGGCUCAGAUGCAUGGCCAAGUACGAGAGCUACCCCUUCUACAACGCCACAACCGUGAGGAGGCGCGCGGCUGAGCAGUGCCGAAUUCCAUUCGCGUGUUCUUCUUCCUCCGUCGGCCCAAUCACGGGCGGAUCUGGGGGGACUCCAGCACCCCCUAACCCUAUGAAGCCCAUGGAGCCCACCCCGGCGCCCCCUGGCGGUGAUACCCCACCGCGUUUGCCUGCGCCGCCCCCUGCCGGUCAUACCCCACCACCACGUUUGCAGGCUCCGCCGGCUGCAGUACAUCCUCCUCUUGCGCCCCCCGCCGGUCAUUCUCCACGGCCUCCGCCAGCCGCACCGCCCGUUGAAACACAGCUCAUGCAACAAAGCCACGGGAAGAAGAUGCAGAAGACACUCAUAAUGCUGAUCCUUUCUAGUGCAACCGGAAUAGUGGUUAUCACCGUCAUUCUUGUACACAUCUGGUAUCUUCGUCGAAAGCAGUCGAUUAAGAUGCGACAUGUCGUAGAAGCUGGCAUUCCAGGUGAGAACAUGUAUGACCAAGAAGACGAGCAAUGGAGCAUGGAAGAGGAAGAGGACAAGGAUGGAGAGAGAAUGAGCUGCCAACUCUACAGCUACCAAGUUCUUGAGGCUGCAACAUGUCACUUCUCAAAUAGAAGCAAGAUAGGGAGUGGUGGAUUUGGAACAGUGUACAAGGGCAUACUUGAGAACGGAAGAGAAGUGGCGGUGAAAAGACUCAGGGAUUCCAAGCGGAACCUGCAAGAACUUGAGAGGGAGAUCUCCAUCGUGGCCACUUUGUGCCAUAAGAACCUCGUUAGGUUUUUAGGGUACUGCUUCCAAGACGAAGGGAAGUUUCUCGUGUAUGAGUAUGUACCCAAUAAUAGCCUCGACAAAUUCUGGUACAAAGCAUGUUCCCAGUCACAGAAGCUAGAAUGGGCUACAUGGUUCAACAUCAUCUUAGGGGUCGCCCGUGGCCUCCAGUUUCUCCAUGACAAGGGGAUCAUCCACAGAGAUCUCAAGCCACACAAUGUGCUUCUCGAUGAAAACUUCACCCCCAAGAUCGCCGACUUCGAUCUCAUGAGGACGUACGAUAAACAGAAGACCCACGGGAGCACGGAGAAGGUCGCCGGAACAUUCGGUUACAUAGCGCCGGAAUGCACGUCCGGUCGGAAGUUCCUGCUGUCGAUCAAGUCCGACGUGUACAGCUACGGCGUCCUGGUGCUGGAGGUCAUCACCGGCCACAAGAUCUACACGUUCGAAGGCCAAAAAUCCGAAGGCCUCGUCGAAUACGUGUGGCAGCACUGGGAAGAGAAGAGAGCAGGAGACAUCGUGGACGGCGACCUGCUGGGCGUCGCGGGCCAGGAGCUCGCGGCGCGGCAGGCACAGAGGUGCGUGCACGUCGCGCUGCUCUGCGUGCAGUCAGAUCGGUCAAGGAGGCCGACCAUGGGGCAGGUCAUCGCCAUGCUGACAAGUGACGACGGCGGGAUGGAGCUGCCGGAGCCGUCUCUGCCCGGGUACCUUGUCGUCGUCCACCCAAGGGCUCUGGUACGGCUGCCAUGUCUCGGGUGUAGGUAGCUAGGGAGGAAAAUGAAAAUGGUAAUUUCGAAGUAUCAGAAAUCGUUUUCGAGAUUUUAUCAAUUUUUGUGGCUAAACGGAAACAGUAGCGGUUACCGCGAAAACGGAAACGAAAUCGGUAAAGCAAUCCGAAAAUGAAAAUGUUUUGCACUCACUGUGGUGAAUCUGAUCUUCGGUAAAACAAAUCCUCGUGUCCAUUCUUGAUUUGUCACUUAUUGUUCUGUAGCA
Molecule: messenger RNA, 2522 nt
Organism: Panicum virgatum (switchgrass)
Lineage: Eukaryota; Viridiplantae; Streptophyta; Magnoliopsida; Poales; Poaceae
Product: cysteine-rich receptor-like protein kinase 27
Exons: 9
Coding region: 222-2294 (690 amino acids)
Biological process (GO): protein phosphorylation
Molecular function (GO): ATP binding; protein kinase activity
Source: RefSeq, a predicted model, not a curated record